This is a messenger RNA of Penicillium verhagenii, 2121 nucleotides long. RefSeq lists its product as uncharacterized. The coding region runs from base 1 to 2121 and encodes 706 amino acids. The record is from RefSeq and is a predicted model, not a curated record. The transcript is spliced from 4 exons. Gene Ontology annotation, cellular component: peroxisomal membrane. Gene Ontology annotation, molecular function: ATP hydrolysis activity; ATP binding; long-chain fatty acid transmembrane transporter activity. NCBI's taxonomy places the organism in Eukaryota, Fungi, Ascomycota, Eurotiomycetes, Eurotiales, Aspergillaceae. Gene Ontology annotation, biological process: long-chain fatty acid import into peroxisome; very long-chain fatty acid catabolic process; peroxisome organization.
AUGGCGAUUCAAUCUAAGCUAUUACCCCCCGACCGCUCCAUCAAGCAGAUCCUCUCCAGCCUCACCUCCCUCUACCUCCGAAACCGCACGCGCAUCUCCCGCGGUGUAUAUCUCGCCCUCUUUGCAGCCCUUGCAAAACGAAUCCACAAUGCCAUUUCCGAACAAAAGGCCGCCUCUCAACAGGUGGAGCUGCGGAGACGCCCUGGCACUAGCAGUUUAGGCGACGAUGAACAACCACGCAAGAAACGAGUGGAGAUCAACCGGGAGUUCUUCAAGAGCUUGCUCCGUCUGUUGAAGAUUGUCAUACCAGGAUGGCGCAGCAAGGAGCUAAGGCUUCUUGUAAGCCACAGCGUAUUUCUCGUUUUGAGAACACUGCUGAGUCUCUACGUCGCCGAGCUCGACGGUAGACUCGUGAGCAACCUCGUGCGGGGAAAGGGCAAAGACUUCUUGCUUGGGCUUUUCUGGUGGAUGAUUGUGGCUGUUCCGGCAACAUUUACAAACUCUAUGCUCUCCUACCACCAAUGCAGACUCGCCCUCAGCUACCGCAAACGCUUGACCGACUACAUCCAUGAUAAAUACCUGUCGAAUAUGACCUUUUACGCCAUCUCUGCCCUAGAUGAUCGAAUUAAAAAUCCUGAUCAGCUUGUCACAGUUGACGUGUCGCGUUUCUCCGACAGCUUGGCAGAGCUGUACUCAAACUUGGCCAAGCCAAUCCUCGAUAUGGCUAUUUAUAAUUACUCUUUGUCAAAGAAUGUCGGAGGCGAGGGCCUCUUCAUUAUGAGCUUGCUGGUCCAGCUCUCAGCUAACGUCAUGCGCAUGUUGACGCCGCCGUUUGGCAAAUAUGUCGCCGACGAAGCCCGACUAGAAGGCGAGUUCCGAUUCCUUCACUCAAGGCUUAUUGACUAUAGCGAAGAGGUCGCUCUUUAUCAUGGCCAUGAGGCUGAGAAGGAUACCCUCGACAAGGGAUACUUUACCUUGAUUAAACAUGUGAAUCGCAUUUUGCGUCGGCGCUUGUACCAUGGAUUUAUGGAAGAUUUCGUGAUCAAAUACUUCUGGGGCGCCCUCGGCUUGAUCCUUUGCAGUGUGCCGGUAUUCUUUAAGAUCCCUGGUCAGAUCGCCCAGACCAUGGGAGACCGAACAGAAAACUUUGUCACCAAUCGACGGAUGCUGUUGUCUUCCUCUGAUGCUUUCGGUCGUCUCAUGUUCUCGUACAAGGAAAUCUCGGAGCUGGCAGGUUACACAGCCCGCGUUUCAUCCCUGCUCGAGGUGAUGGAUGACCUGGUUGCAGGUCACUUCGAGAAGAAGCUGGUGUCGUCGGCUUCGACCGAAGAGAAUGCAGCAGUCCUAUCCGGUCGCGGUGAAAUUAUGGAGAGCAGUUCUAUCGAGUUCACCGAUGUACCAAUUGUCUCACCCAACGGAGACGUUCUGAUCCGCAAGUUGUCCUUCACUGUUCACCCGGGCGAUCACUUGUUGAUUGUCGGACCCAAUGGGUGCGGUAAAUCCUCUCUAUUCCGCAUUUUGGGCGGGCUCUGGCCAGUCUAUGGAGGAUCGGUCAAGAAGCCUCCAUUCCAAGACAUUUUUUACAUCCCACAACGUCCCUACCUAUCUCGCGGGACUCUCCGACAGCAAGUCAUUUACCCCGAUGGCGUGCGUGAGAUGCGCGCCAAGGGUGUCACUGAUGCGGACCUGCAUGAGGUCUUAUCGGUGGUCGAAAUCGCGUCAGUCGUCGAUCGUCCUGGCGGCUGGGACGCCGAAGAAGAGUGGCGCGACGUAUUGUCGGGUGGUCUGCAGCAGCGCAUCGCGAUGGCCAGACUCUUCUACCACCGGCCAAAGUUUGCCAUUUUGGAUGAAUGCACAUCGUCUGUCACUUUGGAAAUUGAGAAAGUCAUGUACGAAACGGCCAAAAAGCUUGGAAUCACUUUGAUGACAGUCUCGCAUCGUCGCAGUCUGUGGAAAUAUCACAAAAAGAUUCUGCAGUUCGAUGGACAAGGCAGUUACAUCUUUACUGGGCUGGAUUGGGAGCGACGAUUGAAAUUGGAAGAUGAGAAAGAAGAACUUGACUUACAAUUGCGAGCCGUCCCCGAGUUGGAGCGACGAGUUGCCGAACUAACCGCAAUUUAG